Messenger RNA from Silurus meridionalis, 1659 nucleotides. RefSeq names its product sideroflexin 5a (gene sfxn5a). Gene Ontology annotation, cellular component: mitochondrial inner membrane. The transcript is spliced from 13 exons. Gene Ontology annotation, biological process: mitochondrial transmembrane transport; citrate transport; monoatomic ion transport. The record is from RefSeq and is a predicted model, not a curated record. NCBI's taxonomy places the organism in Eukaryota, Metazoa, Chordata, Actinopteri, Siluriformes, Siluridae. The coding region runs from base 101 to 937 and encodes 278 amino acids. Gene Ontology annotation, molecular function: citrate transmembrane transporter activity; monoatomic ion transmembrane transporter activity.
CGUAACCGAGUUGUGUGUUAUUUGAGUCUCACACUGCAUGAGACCGAGUGCACUUCAGUACAAACUUUGCUCUUGCCAGUGCUCCAGGUUUUAGUCCAUUAUGUCUGAAUCCACACUGUAUCCUGAGUUUAGACCUGGCGAAUCACGGUUUGAUCAGGGGUCCUUUUAUGGAAGAUUAAGACAUUUCCUGGAUGUGAUUGACCCUCGCACUCUCUUUGUGUCAGAAAGACAUCUAAAUGAAUGUGUGAAACUCUUAGAACACUUUAAAGAUGGCACUCUACCCUCAGUUGUAACAAAUGCCCAGCUUUGGGAGGCUCAGAAGAUAAAACAGGCCAUCAUCCAUCCAGACACCGGAGAGAAGAUCCCCAUGCCCUUUCGCAUGUCAGGUUAUAUCCCCUUCGGUACACCAGUGGUCGUGGGUCUCCUUCUUCCCAAUCAGACCUUGGCCUCUACUAUAUUCUGGCAGUGGUUGAACCAGAGCCAUAAUGCUUGCGUGAAUUACUGCAAUCGCAACGCAUCUAAGGUGCAGUAUAAGAAGACCAGUCUCCUCCAGGGUGCAGUAGAUAUGUCUACAGGGAUGUCAAAAUUCUUCCAGGGGUACCUGGGAGCAGUCACCAGUGCAGUUACCAUUGCUGUGGGACUGAAUGUUCUGAUUCAGAGAGCUGAGCGUUUUAUCCCAGCCACACGACUUCUGGUACAAAGAUUCAUCCCCUUUCCUGCUGUUGCAAGUGCCAAUGUGUGCAAUGUGUUGCUGAUGCGCCACAGUGAGCUGUCUGAAGGCAUCAGUGUGCUGGAUGAGCAUGGCAACGUUGUGGCCACGUCUAAGCUGGCAGCCAGACGCGCUGUGCUGGAGACAGCUGUGACUCGAGUAGUCCUCCCCAUGCCUAUCCUGGUGUUGCCACCCAUGCUCAUGGCCAUGCUAGAGAGCAAAAUCUGAGCUGUUCUAUGUGAUACUGCCAGUCCGCUCACCCUCACUGGCUUUCAAUAGAGCGCGAACAUGAGAGAAGAAGGGUCAGCAUAACAUGGGGUUUUGAAAGAGAAGAGUGUUUGAUGGAUUAGCCUGCUGAAAGAAGUCUGUGAGUUACAUGUGUGUGGUGGUUGAACCUUUAACAUACAUUUCUACCUGCAGGUCUCUCAAUGUCUUCCAAUUCCAUUAACUGCUAGCAUUCAUGUGCUCGUCUCCUCUUCUCUCAGCCAUUCUCUGGCCAAAUUAAGAGUGACUGAUGAUCAUGAUGAUAUAUCUUAAGCAGCUGAUGGACAUGAUUAAAGAUCUCUGAUAUAUUAUACUUUUCAUGCCCCCCUUUCUCUCCCUCCUGAUAUAUAUACACACAUAUACUUUGCACACAUGUAGAGCGCCUGGUCGUGUCUGUUGGCCAAUUAAAGCUCAUCACGGGUAUGUGUUGAUGAAGUCGUCAUUAAGCAGCCGUUGCCUUCAUUAAACCAGGACUGCUAUGGAGGACUCCUGCUGUGCACGCUAUCCCACAAGCCCCCAUGCGGCCGAGAGUGAGGGCUGGGGGAGGUGUCAGAAUAGAGUGAUCUCACACCACACAUAGGAAGUGUCAGAGAAAGAGGGAUUUUAAUGAUGAUUACAGGAAUGCCCAUGAUGCCGAGAGUUUUCAUUUUGUUGUGGAAUUGUGUGUGUAUGUGUGUGUGUUUGUA